Calliphora vicina (urban bluebottle blowfly) is the source of this 4503-nucleotide messenger RNA. RefSeq names its product Nop17 like (gene Nop17l). The record is from RefSeq and is a predicted model, not a curated record. Gene Ontology annotation, cellular component: cytoplasm. Bases 481 to 3390 code for a protein of 969 amino acids. The transcript is spliced from 6 exons. Gene Ontology annotation, biological process: axonemal dynein complex assembly. NCBI's taxonomy places the organism in Eukaryota, Metazoa, Arthropoda, Insecta, Diptera, Calliphoridae.
UAAUACUUUCUUAAUUUGUACUCGGUUCUAUUGCUGCUAUGUAAAACUUGUCGUUUGCCGUUCAUUUUGUGGUCUGUGGCGGAUUCUUGCCGGUAAAUUUGUGCUGAGAUCUAAAUAUUCAAAACGUAUUCAUUAUAGAUACAUUGGUCAAACAAUAAACAACAAAACUAGAGUAAAAAACAACUAAAACUAAACUAAAAAAAAAACUUUGAAAACAACGUGUAUUUUCAUAAAAAAUUGCAUAACAAUAGUUGAACUAAUUGAGCAAUUAAAACAAGACAUUAUCUAAAAUUGUGUGGCGUGCCUGUAGAAAUUUCAAAUUCUAUUUGACAAAACAUUUUUCCAUAAAAAUCAAAAACUACAAACACAACUAUCCUGUCAGGACUAUUGUGGAUAAUUGAAGACAGCGCAAUUUUAAAAUAAAAACAUUUAUCAUCAUUUGUUUAAAACAAUUAUCAAACUGCAUACGCAAAUUGCGUCAUGUCCGCAACUUCGACUAGUACUACACCACAUCAUCAUACCGCAAAUCCUAAACUACAACAACAGAGACAAUCAGCAUCAUCCUACAAUCAGCAGCAACAGCAACAACAUCCCGACAUAACAAAAGAAGAAUUCGAACGGAUAUCGGAGGCUCUUAAAAAGGAAGAAUUUCGUAAAUUAUUCCUUGAUUAUAUAGAAGAGAUCCAAGAUCCGGAGAAUCGUAAACGCUAUGAAGAGGAAAUCAAACAAAUUGAAGCUGAACGUGGUGUUGAUGUAGUUUUCAUACAUCCACAACCGGGUUUCGUCAUUAAAACAUCUCAGGAUGGCAACCAGAAAUGUUUCAUCAACUGUGCCAAGAGUGAACAUGUAGCAAAGCCUACAAAUGAAAUAUGUUCGGAUCCUAAGACGGGCUCACGUGGCCUGAGUUGGUCCAUACCAAUGGCUCAGGCACCGCCGCGUGAUGAUCUGGAUAAUAAUAAGAAACGUUGUCGGGUAUACGAUGUUGUCUUCCAUCCGGAUGCCUUGUAUUUGGCCGAACGUAAUACAUCAUUUCAUAAGUGCCUUGUAGAUACAGCGCUGGAUGCUGUUGAGAGAGAAUAUAAGGUCAACUUAGAUCGCGUUAACAUCAAAUUUCCCAAACUAGAAUUCAAGGGUAUUGCUCGACCAACUGUGAUACGUAAAUUGGCUAAAGAUCCACCAGCCGAAUGCGAAGAACCGCAUCCCCUUGAAAAUAUUUAUCCAGCUAAACCGUCGGACAAUGCUGGCAUACCCAAAGUGCUGCCGAUGAAAACGAUCGACUGUAGUACAUCAACAAAUAAAUCAUCUGAUUAUAGCACCCCAAAGUACACAUUAAAACAUCGCCAUGAUGUUGAUCUCACUGAAUACACACAUGAAUUAGAUGCUAAAUUACAUGUCUCCACACCGCGUGAACUUGUUGUAGACAUUGAAUUGCCCCUAUUAAAUUCAAGCAACGAAUGCCAAUUGGAUGUUACUGAGAAGGCAGUGUUCUUGUUAAGUGAACGUGCCGGCGCUAAAUAUCGCUUGAAUAUAGAUUUACCGUUUAAGGUGAACGAUAAGGAGGGUUCGGCUAAAUUUGAUGUAGACACGAGACGUUUGGUUAUAACGCUGCCCGUGAUACGAGCGAGUGUAGAAAAGCAAAGGCAAAUGCAUGAGAGCCUGCUACACUUGAGUCGUGAAGAUAGUGGUGUCGAGAGUGAUAUGCGCGAUGAAUUGUUAUCGAGUAAUAGUGAAUCGCCCGUAGAGGAAAUCAGUUCAACAAAUAUGGAACAUACAUUGAACAAGGCUAGUGAAGAAAUUUCCCUGAAACAAGAAGAAGAGGCGGCAGAACAACAUUUUCUACAAUCAAAUAUUGAUUACCAAUUACCUGCCAAAUUCGAUUGUAAUGUUUUGGACAAUACCAUGUCCUGGGUAUUGCAUGUACGCAACGUGCAGGAGGAUUCACUGCAAAUAAAACGUAGUGAUAAUAUGCUACAUUUGAAAUUCAUAUCCCUCGGCAGUGGUUAUUAUCCCACACAUUAUUCAUUUUAUAUACAGCUGUCCCCCGAGGAUAAAGAGGCUAAAAUCUUAGAUGCCGAUGCGGAAGCAUGGGAAAAUAAUGUCGUUUUAAAUCUACACUUGAAUACAAAUGUCGAGCGUUUGUCUAGCUAUCUAGCUGGUUUAGAUAGUGAUCAAUUACAGGAGUAUGUAAUACAGGAAAAGUUUAAGGUGGCUCAUAAGUCCAGACAAAGGCAAAAGGAACAGUCUUUGGACAUUUCAAUAGAACGUUCGGAAUGUGAAAAAACCGUGGAAAUUGAAAUAAAAUCACGACCUGUCGAAAUGUCUACUUGUAAUGCCAAUACUACAGAGGAUGAAGAGGAAUGUAAUGUUGUGGGCCAGGGUGGUGAAGCUUCCUCAAAUCAGCAGAAUCAAAAGAAAGUUAAUAAAAAACAAAAACGUAAAAAUAAAAAACGUCGUUCCCUGUCCGAGUCCGCUUGUGACGAUAUAAAAGCAUAUCAACAGCAGCAACAACAACAACAGCAACAACAGCUGCAACAAAAUUUAAUAACCACUCCAGUGUCCGAAGCUAACGAAACCGAACACGAUGAAAAUGCUGAUGAUGCCGAUGACGAUGAAGAGGAUUCUUCACCCGAACGCACCGAGAAAUCUAACAAAUCUCUACAUGCCACUUCACUGUCUAUGAAUGUACCCUUAGCUAAUAGCUGUAAUAAUAAUAAUUCCAACAACUCGAUUAUUGCUCAGCAACGCAAACAGCGAAGCUUCUCGGAAUCUCGUGACAGCGCUAUAAGCUUUAGCGCCGGUAGUUCAUCGUACAAAGGUAUUCUCAAGCAUUACAGUCGUUACGAGCCGAGACCUUCAAUAUCUGAUUCCUGCGAUUCCAUUGAUGAAUACUCAUCAUCAGCCUACUCGACUUCAGUCGAUGGCAUGACCAGUGCUUUCAAUUCAUUGCGUUUUUCACAAUCGUUUAGUGAUAUACCGGAGGAGAAUGUCGUUGGUCUGUCAGAAAGUUGCAAGAAGACGGUACGUUUCAGUGAGGUCAUCAAGAAGCAGGUGUUUAGAUUAGACUCCAGCAUCUUGGGACAACGUAAAAAGAAUCAAAAACGUCGUGAUCGCAAACAACGAGCUCUGCAGCGACGUCUCAGCGAAGGAGAUUCGGCUGAUUAUGAAGACAAUAAGCCCAUGGCACCACUACCAACCACUUCACCAAGUGCUCAAUAUCUCAAAUCGAAAAAUAACCAACAAAAUGUGGCCAACAAUUGCAAAAAUGUCAACUCCAAUAAACAUAAAACAACUGAUAAAAAAUCGAAUAAAUUACGUGCCAGAUUGGAAUCAGAAUCUUCAUCAGAUGUGGAUAAUCAUAAAAAUUCAAUGAUGUUUGAAAUGGACAUGUAACCACCACAACAACUACAACAUUCUCAUAUAAAUAUAAUAAUAAAAGAAACAAAAAUUAAAUGAAAUCAAAACAGAUUUAAAAAUCUUCAAUCAUACAUACCCACCACACCAUUAAAAUCAUCACAACAAUUACCACAAACAAACAAAAAACGCAUAUUUUUUCAUAAACCAUAUAGAAACAUAAUAAACAACAUUUAAUUGUUUUAGAUGAUAAAAUAUGUAUUAAUUAAAUGUAAUUUUUAAUUGUUAUAGUAGUAGGGUAAUAUGUAGUUUUCUAGUAACAUUCGAAAUUUCGAAUAAUUAAAUAUUGCCUUAAAAAAACAUACAUACAUUUUAAAACUCAUGAAAAUGAAUAUUAUAAAUUCAAUACAAGCAUGCUUAUUAUUAUUAUUAUCAUCAUCAUUAUUAUAUUAUUAUUACUAUCCAUAUAAAUUGGCCUUAAGUUGAACAAAUUUUAUAAAGAUUUUUUUAACCCAAAAUUAUAUUAUAAUAUUAUUAAUUUCUCGUUAUGAAAUACAUAUUUGUGAAUUUACAAUAAAUUCUAAAAAUUAAAAUACACAAAAAGACUUAUAUAUUUUAAAUUGUUAUGUUACUGCUUUGGAAAAAUUAUAAAUUUAAAUUUUGUUAACUUUUUAUUUCUUUUGUUUUAAUUAUAAAUAUUUUUAUUUUAAAUUGUAUGUAAAAAAAAACACUUUGUAUUGCAUUAAUAAUUGAAGAAUUUGAAAUCAAUCUUGCAUGCUGUGUAAUAUUAAGUUACUGCCUCUCCUUUUAUAAUUAUAUAUAUAAAAAUAUGUUUAUGUAAUAUGUAUUUAGAAUUUAGUUUGCCACCACAAAUAUAUGUAUUUGGCUUUACAUUGAGCUAAACAUUUAUAUUAUAAAACUAUUUUCAUUCAUUUAUUAUUUACUAUAUUUCCUUAUGUUUUAUUUUUAUAUAACACAUUCAUGUCAUAAAAAAUUAACACAUUUUGGAAUUAUUUCCUUAUAUAAUUGUGCAUGUUAUUAUACAGCAAGAGAACUUUUUUUUCUUAUUAAUAAGUUACUACACAUACAUUGUAUAUGAUUUUCUUUUAUUAUUGUCAAAUAAAUACAAAAAAAAAUUAUAAAAAAAUUAAA